GGGGAGGGGAGAGGCCGUCCUGGCUCUGCGGCCGAGGCGACUCAGCCUCCCCGGCUUCCCAGCGGCGGCGCGGGCGGAUCCGGAUGGGAACCCGAGUUGUGUGACGGUCCGCAACCGGGAGUCCUGGGCGGCGCGGAGUGCUUGCGUGCCUCAGUUUCCCCGCUGGAAGGGGCGGGGCCUCCAUGCCUGCUUGAGCUCCGCCCUAUCCGCCUUGUUUUUGUUUUUUUCUCUUCGUAGUUUGGCCGCAGAGUUGAAUUCGGUUGGAGGAGGCCGGCUACUCCUUCUGCCCCUUGCUUGUGACCUUGAGGCGCCGAGCCCUUCCAGUCAGCCUUGCAUUCCUGGGGAACAGAGGUUUUUCAGAUAGUAGCCCAAAUUCGUCUCCAAUUCCCAUUGAUCCCCCUGCUUCAGCCCCCCAAGUAUUAGGGGAAAGUCUUUAGAUUUUUGAGAUAGUAGCCCAAACUGGCCUCCAGCCCUUGAAAUGCCACCUUCUCGGCCUCUUGAGUGCUGGAAUGACAAGCGCAUCAGAGGCCAAGGAGAAAGAGAUGGACCCCCCAGACUCGGCCUCAAGGGUCUUCUGUGGCCGCUUCCUCAGCAUGGUGAACACUGAUGACGUCAAUGCCAUUAUCCUGGCCCAGAAGAACAUGCUGGACCGCUUCGAGAAAACCAACGAGAUGCUUUUGAACUUCAACAACCUGUCCAGUGUGCGGCUGCAACAGAUGAGUGAGCGCUUCAUGCACCACACACGUACCUUGGUGGACAUGAAACGGGACCUGGACAGCAUCUUCCGCAGGAUCAGGACACUGAAAGGGAAGCUGGCCCGGCAGCACCCGGAGGCAUUCAGCCAUAUCCCAGAGGGUUCAUUCCUAGAAGAUGAAGACGAAGACCCCAUCCCGCCCAGUAUCACCACAACGAUUGCCACCUCCGAGCAGAGUACGGGUUCCUGUGACACCAGCCCAGACACUGUCUCACCAUCCCUCAGUCCUGGUUUUGAGGACCUGUCACACAUGCAACCUGGUUCUCCUGCCAUCAACGGCCACAGCCAGACAGAUGACGAGGAAGAGAUGCAUGGAGAAUAGCCCCUCCCACCAUCCCAGAAAGGCUCAGGGCAGCCCUGCUCCUCCUGGGGUCACAACUAGUCAGCUUUGCUGCCCCAUUCUGUCACAGGCAGGGUCCCUAAACUCCUGUCCCUUACCCUAAGAAUGGGAUUUCCCCGUGCCAGCACAUGCACCCCAGUUGAGGUGGUGGGCUGGGUCCAGGUAGCCUGGAGUUCAGCCUGGGCCAGCUUUGAACAGUGAUUCUACGGUCCCCACACACCAAAGCUAGAUGCCCCCACACCCUGGGGGCCUGGAGGUGGAAGGUGCCAGCAGGGCUGAGCUUGUUCUUACCCACUGACAGCUGCUGGCUUAGUUCUGGCCUCCCUGCCUCUGUGGAGGACUUCUUCCUGUCAUGUUGGAUUCUGGAAGGCUAGAAGGGUCAAGAUAGAGGCGGCCAGACUCUGGGGAGCUGUUUCUCACAGGUCCAGCAGGCGUCUCCAGAGCUGGCCAGCCACUUUAGAAAACAGCUGAAUGGGCUAUUUUUGUACCCGAUGUUUACAGAUGUUGGGAAGUUAUCAAUAAAGACUGUUAUGAACAGGGAA
This is a messenger RNA of Meriones unguiculatus (Mongolian gerbil), 1636 nucleotides long. It is a transcript of the gene Kxd1, whose product is annotated as KxDL motif containing 1. Gene Ontology annotation, cellular component: BORC complex. The transcript is spliced from 5 exons. The record is from RefSeq and is a predicted model, not a curated record. Lineage: Eukaryota; Metazoa; Chordata; Mammalia; Rodentia; Muridae. Gene Ontology annotation, biological process: lysosome localization. Bases 510 to 1076 code for a protein of 188 amino acids.